Molecule: messenger RNA, 1978 nt
Organism: Ailuropoda melanoleuca (giant panda)
Lineage: Eukaryota; Metazoa; Chordata; Mammalia; Carnivora; Ursidae
Product: glutathione S-transferase Mu 1
Exons: 8
Coding region: 888-1544 (218 amino acids)
Biological process (GO): glutathione metabolic process
Molecular function (GO): glutathione transferase activity
Source: RefSeq, a predicted model, not a curated record
CCCAGGCGCCCCUCACCUUCCGUCUUCUGUCACAUUCUGCGUGUGUGACAUCACCACACUCCCGGUCACCGUUCUGGCCACGUGUGGACAUCUAAAUGACUGGCAGGAGAUCUCUGGGACUGUAUGUCAGUACUUCGUAACCCUGCCCUUUGCUGGGACUGGUUCUGGAUUUAGAUUCACGACUUAGGUCCUAAGGGUCAUUGAUUCAUUUCUACAUGAGUUAUGGGGUCUCAGCCACGUGACUGAAGGGCUGGGGACUCCACAGUCCAUGAAGGAAUCACUGAGAGCACGUUUCCUUUUCUCUGGCCCUUGUCCUGGGCCGGAGUUCCCACCCACUGAUAAUCUGUUCUCCAAGGCCGUCCUGGGAGGAAUUUUCAGACUGGCCUGAGUCCUGGGCUUUCCAGGACAGGCGCUGCUUUAAACUCCGGAUUUGUGGGACAGGGCUCUUUGGACUUAACUUUGCCCGAGGCUCCUACAGUUGGUGUGAUCUGGGCAGUUCGGAGCUAAGCAGAGUGAUGUCUAGCGGGAGAGAGGAGAAGUGUGUGCUCUUUUUGUCAUUUAGGUGUAUCUCCAAGAGCCCUGUCUGGUCCUAGAUCUAGAAACAGAGAUCUGGAUAGUGCGCGGUGAGCCAGGGGCGGCAGAGAGGUAGGAGCACCAGAGGACCUAGGACCUUCUGCAUACAGAGGCGGCCCCCGCCCCCAGAGGCUGGGGGAGAGAUAGGAGAGUCUUUUUAGGGCUGUGCCUUCCCCUGGUGGCUUCGCUUUUGGCGGUCAUGGGGGUGGGGCCAAGAGAGCAGAGCUCACCUUCGCCCCGCCCACCCCUCCUCAGCCUAUAAAUUGCAAGCAUAGGUCUGGAAAGCCCUUCUGCUCAGUGCAAAAGCCAGCACCAUGGUCCUGAUCCUGGGUUACUGGGACAUUCGUGGGCUGGCUCACGCCAUCCGUCUGCUCCUGGAGUACACGGACUCACACUAUGAGGAAAAGAAGUACACGAUGGGGGACGCUCCCGACUAUGACAGAAGCCAGUGGCUGAAUGAAAAAUUCAAGCUGGGCCUGGACUUCCCCAAUCUGCCCUAUUUAAUUGAUGGGGCUCACAAGGUCACCCAGAGCAACGCCAUCCUUCGCUACAUUGCUCGCAAACACAACCUAUGUGGGGAGACAGAAGAGGAGAAGAUUCGCGUGGACAUUUUGGAGAACCAAGCUAUGGACACCUCUAAUGAGCUGGCCAGGGUCUGCUACAGCCCCGACUUUGAGAAACUGAGGCCUGGAUACCUGGAGGGCCUCCCUGACAAGCUGAAGCUCUACUCACAGUUUCUGGGGAAGAGGCCUUGGUUUGCAGGGGAGAAGCUCACCUACGUGGAUUUCCUGGCUUAUGACAUCCUUGACCUGCACCGCAUAUUUGAGCCGAAGUCUCUGGAAGCCUUCCCAAACCUGAAGGAGUUCAUGGCCCGCGUUGAGGGCCUGAAGAAGAUCUCGGCCUACAUGAAGUCCAGCCGUUUCCUCCCCAGCCCUCUGUUUCUAAAGAUCGCCGUGUGGGGCAACAAGUAGGGCUUUGUCGGUGCAGAUGCCAGCCGGGAGCCAGAGCUGGGCUUCCUGUGUGUCCUCGAACAGCUGUCUUUCUUCUUCGUCCUUUUUGACGUUCCUUUGUCCCCAUGAAACCCCUCUGGGCCACUCUUUCUCCCUCCCAACCCUGUCUUCCUCCUGACCCUUUGUCAUCAGCUGUCUAUUUCAGCAAAUUUCCUCCCUCACCAGUGUUAUCCCUCCUGCCCUAAAUCCACCCAGAACAUUCUGCUCUCCGUAGUUGCUCUACCUGCAGGAGCUGGGCUGGACUCCUAGCCUGGAGUCCUGGACUCCCAGCCUCAGCCCUGAGCGCCCCCACGCUUCCCCGAAGCCCCAUAUGGCCGGGAGUGCUGGCCCGGCUCCCCCAGGGUGAUCCCUGCCCAGCCCUGCCUGAUCCCCAGUAAAGCCUUUACUUACCCUGA